Molecule: messenger RNA, 1816 nt
Organism: Myodes glareolus (Bank vole)
Lineage: Eukaryota; Metazoa; Chordata; Mammalia; Rodentia; Cricetidae
Source: RefSeq, a predicted model, not a curated record
CAAAAUCUAAGUUCUCCCUGCUGAUCUCGGUCUGAGUAACUACCCAGGGCUGGCAGUCCCUUGGGUAAAAAACAUGCAGCUGUCAAGCACAUAACAAUAGUGUGGAGACGCCAGGCUCUUCUGCUAUACAUGUGGGAAGGCUGCACAGAAUUUGAAAGGAGACUAGUCCAAGUUGAAGAGGUUUGCAUGGACCCUGAAUCACCCACCAAGCAAGGGCUGUCCUGAAUAAGAAGGGAUAAAAGCGAAGUCACACAAGAAUCAGCCAUGAAGUAGGCAGAAUAUAGAGAAAGGGAGAGAAAGAACAGAUUAGACAGAGAGAGGCUGGUAGCAAGAUGAUCAGUUUUAUCGUUACAGAACUUUAUAAAUUCAUGUAAUGUGUUUUGAUCAAUUCCACCGCAUUCCCCCCUCUAAUUCCUUCUCUAGCCCUCUCCUUUCCCUCCCAGCGUCAUGUCCCCUCUCCUCGCAGUGAAAUGUCCUUGUCCUAUCUAGCAAGUUCUUCAUGUCCCCUCUCCCUGCAGUGAAAUGGCCUUGUCCUAUCGAGCAAGUACUGUUUCCUGCAGAUGCCCGCUGCCUCCAAUCUUUCCAAUCUCUUUUCUGAUGCUCCCUGGGCCUGGAGGGGAGAAGGUAUGAUAUAGGGAUCCCGUUGAAAUCUAGUCACAUAGUGAAUUAUCUGAAGCAUAAAAUAUCUAAACACCCCAAAUAAAAGUAGAUUCUACUAUAUACUAGUGACAAGGAGCCCCUCAUCCCCGCUAAUUUUUAAAUAAGCACACAGGAGAGUCAGUGUCACUGCCAACCAAGCCAUUGAAAUAGUUUAUUUCUCAUUUGAUUUUUCCUAUCUCGAGUGUCCAGUAGCUACCAGUGGCCCAUGGGUGCCUUGUUAGAUGGCACAGAACGCCGGACUGUGGAGCUCUGCAGUGCCACUGGGUAGAUGGGUGGGUCCCUGUGUGCUCCCCUCUCCACACUUUCUCCCCCACGCUUUCUCUGCGGCUCUCUCUUCUGGGUUCAGCACUGCUGUAAAAUCAGAGAAGGCCACAGGACCUUUCCAGAGAGUCAAGCGACAAUGGCAGCCCAGUACGAUGGUGUGGGAUUCACAACCGGAAAGCCCAGGACCAGCUACAGUGAGAGGAGAGCUUGGAGACCAAGACCAGAAAAAUUCCCAACUGAGAAUUGUCUUACUGGGAAAAACGGGAGCAGGAAAGAGUGCAACAGGGAACAGCAUCCUCGGGGAGAAGUUCGAGGAUUGCUACUGUUUGUUCAACAACAAAGCAUCAGGAACUGAACAGGAGGACCAAAGGACACAGCUGUUGACCUUGGUCCAGUGCAUGGUGAUGGAAAAUGGAGGAAGCUGCUUUACCAACAAGAUGUACGGAAGUGCUGAGAAAGGGAUUCAGAAACAAACCCGGGAGAAGCAAGAGCAUUACAGAGAGGAGCUGGAAAGAGAGCGAGCGCGGCUAAGAGGUGAGUAUGGAGAGCAGAUUAGAGACCUGAAAGGUCAGCUGGAGAGGGGGAGGAGAAAGGCACAGAUGGAGAGGGAGUUCUCCAGAACAGAGGCUUACUACACAGAGAGACAGCAAAAUGCUAGGAGGGAAGUGGAGAACCAAAACGGGAUACUUGAUAUGAUCUUAAAACUAUGGGAGGUUGCUUACUUUAUCAUCGGUCAGUUCAUGCAAGAUUACUAAGACCUGGUCUGUAAGUCUAGACCUCAUCUGCUUUCUGCGUUUCUUCCUGAUAACUGUGCCCACCCCUCACUGUCCAAAUGCUCUAGUUUCCGUCCUCCAGAACUAAGGAGUAAAAGGCACCUUUGGCAGUUGGCGGA